Cuscuta epithymum is the source of this 2283-nucleotide messenger RNA. The record is from the annotation of a GenBank genome assembly. Lineage: Eukaryota; Viridiplantae; Streptophyta; Magnoliopsida; Solanales; Convolvulaceae.
AUAGGAGCUAUACUCAACCAAAUAACGUGUAUGAGGUGUCCUUGGAUAGACCUUGAAGUGUAGUUUCAUAUUUGAGUCGUCUCUGUUCGAGAGGAGAGAGUCUAUCAUACACAAAUCGAGCUGGAGUGAACUGCUGUCUGUAAACUCGAGCAGUGAGAGUGCUGAAGUUGUUUGGUUGAUAUCUCGAGUUAUACAAAUCCAAAUAAGGCGUGCGAGAUACCAAAAGAAAGCUCUCAAGACUAGGAAUCCGUGAAGGUCUGGUUUGCAUAAAUCGGAGUAGUGGAAGGCUUCCAAAUAGUCCGAGCAAAACGCAACCUCGCAGAAACGGAUCUACUCUUCUAAAGAAACGAGUUAACCGGAAAACACCCAUUCUAGGGGCUGUUUUCGUACCAACGUUUAGGGGUUGAGCUAGCACUUUGAAGAGGCUGUUUAACACUCAUACUUGAGCAAGGAAUCAGUUCCAAAUCCACCUUGACCAAAGCUUUGACCAUUGGACCAAGAAGGGAAAGUUUAAAGCUCAAUUGAGGUUGAGGCUAGAGCUUGCAUCCUGUGCUCGUUGAUCGAGUGAUCCCUCGGAGAGAAGACUUGAAAUGGACCGUGGUGGCAAGAUUACUAGGAGAAAUCCGACUGGUCGUGUACCAGUGGAGACUGGACAGGGCAGUCGAAGAACCUCUAGGGCAUCUAGAGGAGCUGGCCGUGGAGGCCGAUCACAGACCGUGAGUGACGGUCAUGUCGACACGGAAAGUGAAACCUACUGGUCCUAUGAGGACUCGACCUAUCGACCGGAAACUGAACCGGUUGAGACCCCUUAUGAAGGGGAUGAUGAUGAUGUAAGUGAUGAGGAGGAAAAUGGCUCCUUAGCACGGAUUGAAGCACUACUUCAACAGUACCACCGUGAGCGUGAGGAGAGGAGGGAACGCCGAAGGCGCCGGGCUGGGCAACCUUCGGGCAGGGCUUCAAGAGGGAGAAGCCAUGGCGACUCUAGGGCCCACAUUGAACCACAUGAGGGCCGGGGUGAUGGAGGUCCGAUCAUAAGGAUCUCCAAAUAUAUCAAAGAGGCACGAGACUUGGGGUGCAAACCCUUCAACGGAGCAGGUGACAUCUCGGUCGCCGCGGAAUGGAUCAAGAGGUUGAACGAAGCAGCCCUUGAUAUGCAACUCACCCCCGAAUUCAAGCUAAGGGUGGCGGUAAGAUUGCUUGAAGGGAUGGCAUCCACAUGGUGGGACGGAGCCAAGGGGAAGUAUGGCAAUGUUGUGACUUGGGAGAAUUUCCGGCAGGAGUUCUUUGCCCGGUACUAUUCUGAUUUUGAGGUGAACGCUAAGAGAAGGGAGUAUACCCUCCUGACCCAAGGUGGCAAAAUGACGGUGAGGCAACUUGAACACAAAUUCAGGGAGCUCGCGGAGUUCAUACCGGAGUAUGUCUGUGACGAGAACCGGAUGGUGAACCACUUCUGGGAUGCUCUGGACUUGGAAAUACGUGAUAGAGCAACACGUUUGCCCAAGUAGUCGACCAAGGGUUGAACGGGGAAAAACAGUGGGAGGAGAGGAAGAAGAGAGACGCCGAGGAGGCGAAAAAGAGAAAGUGGGAGAGUCAUGGCUCCCAAGGUUCCAACAAAAAGGGGAACCAUGGAGGAGGAUCUUUCCGGGCACCACCGCCACCAUCUAGGGGGAACCAAGGCCCAAGUGGGCAAGGCUCGAGGUCACAGGCCUCAGUGGUAACCCGUUGCAACAAUUGCAAGAAGAACCACUCCGGUAAGUGUCGCGACCCCCCUAGAUGUUUCCAAUGCGGGGAUGUCGGGCAUUUGAAGGCGCAUUGCCCACAAUUGGGUGGGGCAAGGACACCGGGACCGAGCAGUGGUCCUACGGGUACACGGAAUCAAACCGGGGCUUCUCAAGCAAGCCGGGGACAUGAGGGAGCAAGUACGAGCAACGCGCCAUCCGUGAACCAAGGAAGGACCCAGGCUAGGGUCUACGCGAUGACGGAGGCGGACGCUCAAGCUAACCCGGAUUCCGUUGCAGGUUGAGGCUAGAGCUUGCAUCCUGUGCUCGUUGAUCGAGUGAUCCCUCGGAGAGAAGACUUGGUUCGUGCUUCCUCCAUUCUAUUUGAAACAUUAAUGAAUUUGCUCAUGGAUAUUUUACUAUAGAGCCUGCGUGCUCAUGAAUAGCCCUGUGUGGCUCUUUUGUUUUAAACAAUGUUUUCCGCUGCGUUAUGAAUUACUUAUUAUGUUUGUUUAUGGAUGUUAUGUGUGUGAAUGAUAUUCAAGACGCCUUGUAUAAUAUGAAU